Molecule: messenger RNA, 1065 nt
Organism: Lolium perenne
Lineage: Eukaryota; Viridiplantae; Streptophyta; Magnoliopsida; Poales; Poaceae
Source: RefSeq, a predicted model, not a curated record
AUGGAGGCGGAAGGAUCGAAGAAGGCGAGGGUCUAUGAGGUGGAUGAGUUGCUGAAGAAUCUCAAGCUGAGCGAGGCGGAGCGAGAGGGGGUGUUCUUGGCAAAGGAGGAUCGUGAGAGUUUGCCGGAGGUAAAGUGGAUGGCUGUCGGGCGACUCCUGACGGUGAGGGGUUUCAGCGAGCAAUCAUUGGAGAAGACGCUGAGGGCGGCAUGGAAUCCCGCGAGGGAGGUAUCGUUCAGAUCGAUCGAGCAGAAUCUGUUCCAAGUGCAAGCACACUGCGUGGGAGAUUGGAACCGCAUCAUGGAGGAUGGUCCGUGGCUCUUUCGGGAGUGCGCGUUCAUGGUUGAGAAGUUCUAUGGGGCAACCCCGACACCAUCGGUGUUGCCAAACAGGGUCCAGGCAUGGAUCCAGAUUCAUCGUAUCCCACCAAUGUAUCGUACGGAGGCAAUACUGAAGCAGUUGGCAGCUAGGGUUGGUGAAGUUGAUCGGGUGGAAGCGAAGGUGGUGUCCUUCGGCAAUGGAUAUUUCCACAGAGCUCGUGUCAAGCUGACUGCGGAUAAACCUCUGCCUAGGGUGGUCACGUUUACACCGGAGGGAUGUGAGAGCAUGAUGUUUGUGGUGAUGUAUGAGAAGCUACCCAAGUUUUGCAAUUUCUGUGGCAAGAUGGGUCAUGAACACAUGGAGUGUGGGACGGGGGAGUAUGCUGGUACUGAUUUGCAGUUUGGGAACUGGAUGCUCGCGUCGGAAGCGUCGUGGCACCCGAGCACACCGAGGGUUCACUGGGAGAAGAGGAGGCAGGAGUCGCCCUCCUACGAGUUGUGGACGGGAUGGGAGGGUCUGGGUGGGAAGUCGAGCUUUGAAAAGAUGCCACCAUGGAAACGUAAUUCAGGAGAAGCUGGCCUGGACAAUGGUAAGGGGAACGCGCUGGAGGACUCAGCGACGAGUCCGCUCAAGCCGCUGUUGGAGGGGGUUGAAAAGAGUGCAGACAAGACAGGAGCACAAAGGCAUUUGAACCUGAAUGACGUCGAUCUGGCGUUGGUGGCUAUCCCUCUGCCACCGCCUUAG